AUGGCACUUAAACGAAUUCAGAAAGAAUUGCAAGAUUUAGGUCGUGAUCCACCAGCACAGUGCAGUGCAGGUCCUGUUAGUGAUGAUUUAUUUAAUUGGCAAGCAACAAUAAUGGGGCCACCAGAAUCACCGUAUCAAGGUGGCGUGUUUUUUUUAACAAUCCACUUUCCGACGGAUUAUCCAUUCAAGCCACCAAAAGUGGCAUUCACGACACGAAUGUAUCAUCCAAAUAUUAACAGUAAUGGAAGUAUUUGUUUGGAUAUACUUCGUUCACAGUGGUCGCCAGCACUGACGAUUGCUAAAGUUCUUCUCUCAAUUUGUUCGUUGCUUUGUGAUCCAAAUCCAGAUGAUCCACUGGUGCCAGAAAUAGCUCGUGUUUACAAAACAGAUCGUGAUAGGUAA
Molecule: messenger RNA, 402 nt
Organism: Thelazia callipaeda (thelaziosis nematode)
Lineage: Eukaryota; Metazoa; Nematoda; Chromadorea; Rhabditida; Thelaziidae
Source: the annotation of a GenBank genome assembly